AUGGUAAAAAUCACCAGAAUAAUUAUUGAAUUAGCAGUCACGGCGAUCAUCGUGGGGGUGAUGGUGCUUUCAUUUGUUUAUUUCACGGGCAGACUAAAACAAAAGACUUUUCCUACAGAAUAUUCGACAAACAAAAUAAUUGGUACGACGACCAUUGGUUCGACAACUACAGUUACUUCAACAAUAGUUCAGUCGACUUACUCAUCUGCAUUGGACAUUGCCAGCGCAAUUUAUAUUCGUCCUGAUGAUUUAUGGUUUGGAGGAUUUUACUAUUAUCAAGCCAUUGAAAUCAAUGUGAUAACUACAGGAAUGUAUUCUAUCUCAUCUACAAGUGAUACACUAGACACACAAGGUUUCCUCUACAAUGGUAGUUUUAACACUUCAUUUCCUGGUCAUAACUUGAUACUAUUCGAUGAUGAUUCUGGUGGUAACAAACAGUUUAUCCUAAUAGCUCAUCUUCAAAAAGCAACAAAAUAUAUACUAUUUAUUACCACUUAUCUGGAAAAUAAGAUAGGAGCUUUUACAAUUACUGCAUCCGGUCCGGCAAUAGUUACGUUUUCAGCAAUCAACCUAUCAAGUGCGGAAUCGGGAGUAGUAUCCAAUUAUUCGUCAUCUUUGACAACCUCGAGCCAAUCAUAUAAUCGACUAGAGCAGUCAUCAGAAUCAGUUAAUUAUUAUCAAGCUAUUGAAAUUAGUGUGUCAGUAACAGGGGUUUAUACCAUUGGCAUUGAUAGUUCUAUGGAUACAUACGGCUAUCUAUACAAUAACACUUUCGAUUCCGUAGAUCCAAAUAGAAAUCUUCUACUAUUCGAUGAUGACUCUGGAGGCAAUGGUCAAUUCAUGCUGAAAUAUGCUCUUCAAGCUACGCAAAAAUAUAUUCUGAUCGCAACAACAUAUGACGAAAAAAUAACAGGAGAAUUUUCAGUUACUAGCCUCGGUCCGAGCACAAUACUUUUUUCGUCAGUCAACUCAACGGUGAUUCGAUCAGAAUAUUCAUCAUAUUUAGCAAUGUACAGUGAGCACUUUACUCGGCCAUUUACAGAGGGACAAUAUAAAUAUUUUUAUACAAUUAUUGAAACGCAUGUGUCAAUGACGCGAACUUAUCGUAUUCGGUCGUCUGGUCUCGUGGACACAUUUGCUUAUUUAUAUCUUGGUACUUUCGAUCCAGCAUUACCGACACAAAAUCUUGUGUUCUUCGACAAUGAUAGCGGAGGCAAUCGCCAAUUUAUGCUCACUUGUUUGCUACAAACUAUAACAAAAUACCUCCUAGUAGUAACAACCGCAAAUCAACAGAACACCGGAUCAUUCUCAAUUAUUGGACUAGGCGAAGGACCCAUCAAUUUUGCUCCACUCAAUAUUUCGAAUAGUUCAGCAAAUGUCGAAUCAAUGUAUUCUUCAUCUUUAACAAAUGAUAGUCAUUUAUUUUGUCGUGAAAACACUUGCUCGGAAGCAACGUAUUAUUAUCAAGCUGUUGAACUAAAUAUAUCAAUAACUGGAACAUACAUUCUCUUCAGUUCUAGUGGAAUGGAUACAGUUGGAUAUCUAUACCAAGAUGUUUUCAAUGCUUCUUCUGUCCAAUCAAAUCUAAUCAACUUUAAUGAUGAUGGCAGCAUUUACAUUAAUCAAUUUAUGCUCCAAGUGGUUCUUGAAGCUAUGACAAAAUAUAUUUUGGUUGUUACAACAUAUAAUGAGUACGACACAGGAUCGUUUUCAAUCGUCGUUUUGGGUGAUGGUACUGUCGGCUUUGCCGAGGUUGAGGAGACAUAG
Adineta ricciae is the source of this 1767-nucleotide messenger RNA. Lineage: Eukaryota; Metazoa; Rotifera; Eurotatoria; Adinetida; Adinetidae. The record is from the annotation of a GenBank genome assembly.